UCCACCAAAUCGGCAAACCGCAGAGGAGACAUUCCCUUGAAUCACGAAAUUAAGAAAAAACGCCGUCGAAUGGUGAAGAUACCAAGAAGAUGUCGGCAGAUCAAUCUUCCUCAUCGGGCACUUCGAAUCUCAAUCAUCAUCCAACCAUCACCAGCACCGCCCAGGCACAAUCCACCUCCCAGGAUACCCACCGACUAUUACCCCACACAACCGCGGAGAUCCGGCCCGGAGAUGAACCAGUCGAGGAACAGCCACUCAGCCAUCCGGAAUCAGUAGGACUCCAUCUUGGCGGAAGGCAUUCGCUUCUCGGACGAUUCAGAAAUGCAAUCGGUCUCGAGAAUCUCAGCGGAUCUUCUUCCAUGAUCUGGUUCUGCCCUGCCUACGUGAUCGAUUGGGGCGUCGGACUGGCAGCUAUCAUUGUCUCAAAGUUAUACAUUGAGACUGCUUCACCAUACCAGCGAGACCUUUCAGUUUAUUAUAACGAUAGUGACUAUCAUUGGUCUUUGAGAUCAGAGCAGAUUUCGGACGAAUGGCUACAUCAUCUUUCAGUGACCUUACCAGUACUCCUACUGAUCAUCCUAACACUGAUCGCCUAUCCUCGAGGAGGAAUCCAUUUAGUCCCGAUGCUCCACCACUCCUUACUCGGUCUUCUGACCGCUCAUGCGUUCUCGAUCGUCCCUACGGAUCUCUUGAAGAUCUGGAUCGGCGAACUCCGGCCGGACUUCUUCUCUCGUUGUGCAUAUUCAGAAGAUUCAAAGAUCUGUAAACCGUUCUUUCAUAAUCACAAACUCAUGGAACACGGUCGAAAAAGCUUCCCCAGUGGUCAUAGCUCGACCGCCUUUGCUGGCCUUACUUUCUUGACCCUGUGGAUCGCCGGUCGUAACGGCGCCUUCGCUAUCGGUGGUGAUGGCUUACGAGCGGCCGGACCAUUGCAAAGUAGGCUUCUCAGGUUCCUUGUUACCAUCAUCUGGCUUGGGAUCGCUAUAUGGGUCGCUGUCACAAGAAUUCAAGACCAUCGCCACCAUCCGCGAGAUGUGAUAGUCGGCGGUUUGAUAGGAAUGAUAUCCGCCUCGAUUGGCUAUUUGUUUUACUUUCCUUCCCCCUUCAAGGGCUCACUACUCGGGAUCACGAUGGGCAAACCACGACUAGUUUAUGAUCAUGAUACCUUACCCCGUAAACAAGCUAUUAGAGCUCAUCCCUCGUCCAGAGGCGAAGACAAUCUACCUCUUGCAGCCGCUGUUUAGUCGCCUACAUUGCUUCAUUUCAGAUAGAUAUGCUUGUUUUUUGUUAGUCUGCUUGUAGACAUACCUCACCUCACCUCUCACAUCGGAAUUGUAUCUCUCUAAAGGCUUGUAUAUCUAUAUACCCUUCACUGAUUCCUUGGCUUCAUACAUGCAUGACUGGAAAACUUGAAUGAUAAAAAGAUAGUAGAGUUUUGAAAUAAAUGAAUGGUUGGUGAUUGCCA
Molecule: messenger RNA, 1465 nt
Organism: Puccinia graminis f. sp. tritici CRL 75-36-700-3
Lineage: Eukaryota; Fungi; Basidiomycota; Pucciniomycetes; Pucciniales; Pucciniaceae
Exons: 4
Coding region: 90-1244 (384 amino acids)
Biological process (GO): phospholipid metabolic process
Molecular function (GO): phosphatidate phosphatase activity
Source: RefSeq, a predicted model, not a curated record